Andrographis paniculata is the source of this 5061-nucleotide messenger RNA. Its product is annotated as histone-lysine N-methyltransferase SUVR5. Gene Ontology annotation, cellular component: nucleus. NCBI's taxonomy places the organism in Eukaryota, Viridiplantae, Streptophyta, Magnoliopsida, Lamiales, Acanthaceae. The transcript has 12 exons. Gene Ontology annotation, molecular function: protein binding; zinc ion binding; histone methyltransferase activity. Bases 454 to 4962 code for a protein of 1502 amino acids. The record is from RefSeq and is a predicted model, not a curated record.
UUCUUCUCGUCCUGCCUUUCUUGCCUUGCCUUCUCUCUAAUGAUUUUCUGUAUUUGUUUGUAAUUGUGAAUGUGAUUUUCACACACACACCACACUAACCCUUACCAAAUUGAUGUCGUACUCGUACCCCCAAUUCCAAAUCUGCUUUCAUUCACCCUUUUUUUUCCCCAAAUCUCAUCCGUUGAAUUUCUCACCUUUAUUUGUUCCAUAAAUUUGGACCUGUGUUGUGUUACAUAACCAUUCCAUCCUUAUUUUUCCCAGCACAAAAAUCUGGUCACUCACACCAUCCACAUCUAUUCAGGUUUUUAACCAGGAGCCCACGAAAAAUCACACAACCAAGUAUUUUAUUUUUUUUACCCAGGAAAAAUUAAUGGUGAUCCACGGUUCUUAGAGAAUUUUGAUUUACUUGAUGAUUGGGGCUGCAAGUUUGCAUUGACGUUUUAGAAUUAAACUAUGGAGAUUCUUACAUGUCCUGGCACUCGUCUUGUUGGAGAAUCUGAUGGUCCUGAGCAGAGAUUGGAGACGGCUUUUAAACAUGAUGUAAAAUCUGAUAGCCUUCAAGAUGCUGAACAUGGGACAACAGAUGUCCAAGUUGAGAGGUUAACCCUUGAUGUUGGAGAGUCUCAGGAAGUGAGAGAAAUUGGAGAUGGAUUAAUGUUUGAGAGUUUCCCAGCUUCGGAAGGAGGCGAUCAUGGGGAUAUGUGCAGUGAUUUUGAUGUUGAUGGUCAGAAUCUCCCCUGCAAUUCUCAUGAUUCUGAAGAUGACAACUUAGGCAAAAUUGAUCACUUUGCAGAAGCUGGUCUUACAAUAGAAAGUUCUGACAUGGUCUUGGAUUCAUCUGAAAGUGGACUCCCCGAUAACAAUCAGGAGGGUUCAGCCCAUUCUGAUAUUAAAGCCUUAGAACAGGAUGAACCCCAAGCAGUUUGGGUAAAGUGGAGAGGGAAGUGGCAGUCAGGGAUCAGAUGUGCAAGGGCUGACUGGCCUUUAUCGACUCUAAAAGCAAAGCCAACUCAUGGCAGGAAACAAUAUCUUGUGAUAUUCUUUCCCCAUACAAGGAAUUAUUCAUGGGCUGAUGUAUUAUUAGUCUGCCCAAUCAAUGAGUUUCCGCAGCCCAUUGCCUAUAAGACCCACAAAGUUGGUAUGAAGAUGGUGAAAGAUUUGACUCUUGCUCGUCGUUUUAUCAUGCAAAGAUUGGCUGUGAGCAUGCUGAAUAUUCUUGACCAGUUGGGCCGAGAGGCUUUGAUAGAAACAGCUCGGGAUGUGGCAGUUUUGAAGGAUUUUGCUAUGGAGGCCUCCUGCUGUAAAGAUUAUUCUGAUCUUGGAAAGAUGCUUUUGAAACUUCAAAAUAUGAUACUACCGCGUUGCCUAAAUUCAGAAUGGCUUCACCAAUCCCUGCUACCCUGGAAGCAACGAUGUCAGGAUGCAAAUAGUGCUGAAUUCAUUGAGAUGCUGAAGGAGGAAUUGGCUGACUCCAUCUUAUGGGAAGAGGUAAACUCAAUUGCAAGUGAGGCACUACAGGUGAAUGUCAGAUCGGACUGGAAGAAUUGGAAACAUGAGGUCAUGAAAUUGUUUUCCGCGUGGCAUCCGAUGUCUACGAAUGUAGGGUCAGACCAACCUAUAAAUGAUAAUCCGGACACCCUGGAAUUUCAGAUGACCAGGAAGAGACCAAAGCUUGAGGUUCGUCGUGCUGAUGUAAACACAUCUGGUUCACAUCCAUGUGUACCUAUGGAAGCUAAUUCAACCUUUUGUGAUGGAUAUGAUGUGACCACUGCAUCACUAGACUCAGAAACUAAAAAGGAGAGUUCCAUCGCCAAUGCUGCCCUGGGAGGUUCCCCUGGUUCUGUUGGCAAUACAUGGAAUGAUUUUGUUGUUGAGGCCGGACAUCUGGAAGCUAGUAAGUCUCAAGAUAUGGAGUCGACACCUGCCAGUUCUGUUUCUCAGAAACCUGUAGAAUCGGGAAGUCGAAAUCGGCAAUGCAUGGCCUUUAUUGCAGCUAAGGGAAGGCAGUGUGUGCGUUAUGCUAAUGAAGGGGAUGUUUAUUGUUGUGUACAUUUGGCAACUCGUUUUAUUGCGAAUCCUGCAAAGGCUGAAGCAAUGGCUCUUGCAGACUCACCAAUGUGUGGGGGCACCACAGUUCUUGGAACUAAAUGCAAGCAUAGAGCUCUAAUUGGUUCGUCUUUCUGCAAGAAGCACAGGCCCGACGAUGGCAAAAGUACGGCAUCUCCUGUUAAUAAACUUAAAAGAAAAGGUGAAGAGAAUCUCAAGCAAUCGGAGAGUAAACGGUUGACAAAUUAUGUUUUUUCCAGAGAAGCUGAAGAUCCCGUACAGUUAGGUUCCCUGCUUGAUAUGGGAAAAAGCAUCGUUCAAGAAAGCAGCGCGAAUGAGAACUCUGAGCAGCUUCAGCAAUCUAUUGGUAGUGAUGAGGUGGGGCAGUGCAUUGGUCCAUUGCCCUCGAAUGUUAGUGAGCCCUGUCUUGAAAUACCCAAAAGACAUUCUUUAUAUUGCGAGCAACAUAUUCCAAGCUGGCUUAAGCGUGCAAGGAAUGGCAAGAGUAGGAUAGUUUCCAAGGAAGUGUUCAUUGAACUUCUGAAAACUUGUAAGUCGAGGGAACAAAAGUUGCAUUUACACCAAGCAUGCGAAGUCUUUUACAGGCUUUUCAAGAGUAUAUUAUCUUUGAGAAAUCCAGUACCCAAGGAGGUACAAUUUCAAUGGGCUAUUUCUGAAGCUUCAAAAGAUGUUGGAGUAGGGGAAUUCUUAAUGAAAUUGGUGUGCAAUGAGAAAGACAGGUUGAAGAAGGUCUGGGGCUUUGAAGAUGGAUUGAGCUUGCAAGCUUCAGCAACAUUUAAAGAAUCCAUUCCAGUCUCAGAUCCAGCUCCAGUUCCAGUGGAGACAGCCAAGGACAGUGAUCAGGAAAAUGCCAUCAAGUGCAAAAUAUGCUCGGAAAAGUUUGUUGAUGAUGAAGCACUUGGAAGACACUGGAUGGAUAGCCACAAGAAAGAGUCCCAGUGGUUAUUUAGACGAUAUGUCUGUGCUAUUUGCCUGGAUUCUUUUACUAAUAAGAAGGUUCUGGAAGCUCAUGUACAGGACAGGCAUCACGUUGAGUUUGUUGAGCAGUGUAUGCUUCUACAGUGCAUUUCUUGUGGCAGCAAUAUCGGGAAUCCUGAUCAACUAUGGUCACAUGUGCUGUCUGCUCAUCCCUUCGAUCUAAGGCUGUCAAACCCCGCUCAACAGCAAGAUCAAAGUUCAAGGCAGACACCAGUGCUGAACAAUUCAGAUACAUUGGACAAUGUUAAAUCUGAGAAUCAAUCCGUGCAUCAUCGGAGGUUUAUCUGCAAGUUUUGUGGCUUAAAAUUUGAUUUGUUACCUGAUCUUGGCCGCCACCAUCAAGCUGCUCACAUGAGUCAAAAUUCUAGUGGUCCUCGCCUGACGAAGAAAGGCAUUCAGUUCUAUGUGCAGAAACUGAAAUCUGGUCGGCUGACUCGUCCCCGCUUCAAAAAGGGUUUGAGUUCAGCAUCAUAUACUAUUAGGAAUAGAAGCGUGCAGAAUUUGAAGAAACGCAUCCAGCCAUCAAGUGCCAUUUCCCCGGCUGAAAUCCCAGUUCAAUCCUCUAUACCUGAAGUGGCAACACUUGGUAGCUUGGCAGAUUCUCAAUGCUCGGCUGUUGCACAAAUAUUGAUGUCGGAGUUGAAAGGAAUCAAGCCACAUCCAAGUAGUUCAGAAAUUUUAUCAAGUGCCAGUUCUGCUUGCUGUAAGAUAAGCCUGCAAGCCUUGCUGGAGUCUAAGUACGGUAUUUUGCCAGAGAAGAUGUACCUGAAAGCCGCAAAACUGUGCAGUGAGCAUAAUAUACCAGUUGAGUGGCACCAAGAUGAUUUUAUUUGCCCUAGGGGGUGCAAGUCGAAUGCGCAAUUACCAAUUUUGUCUCCCAUAGAGCCCUUACAAGAGAAGAUGUUUAAGAUAAAAUCUUCUCCCUCAUCAAAUGUUACAGCUUCAGAGUGGACAAUGGAUGAGAGCCACUGCAUUAUUGAUUCCCGACAUUUUUCCAUGGAUCUCUCUGAGAAAAAUGUAGUUUUAUGUGAUGAUAUUAGUUUUGGACAGGAAUCGCUUCCCAUAGCUUGUGUGGUGGAUGAAAAUCUUUUAAAUGCUGAGGUGCCCGAUGGACAAAUCAGCGAGGACUCCUUUCCAUGGGAAACAUUUACUUAUGUCACAAAAUCGGUGCUUGACCAAUACCCUGCUCUUGAAUCCGAGAGUAUGCAACUGGGGUGUGCUUGUUCUCAUUCGACAUGUUCUUCUGAAACAUGUGAUCAUGUGUACCUUUUUAACAAUGAUUAUGAUGAUGCCAAAGACAUUUAUGGAAAGUCUAUGCGCGGAAGGUUUCCCUAUGAUGAGAGAGGCCGGAUUAUAUUAGAGGAGGGUUACGUUGUUUACGAGUGCAAUCAGAGGUGCCGUUGCAGCAGCAAUUGCCGAAACAGGAUUCUGCAAAAUGGGGUGCGAGUAAAGUUGGAAAUUUUUAAAACCGAAAAAAAGGGUUGGGCAGUGAGGUCAAGGGAAGCAAUUCUUCGCGGCACCUUUGUCUGUGAAUAUAUUGGGGAGGUUAUAAGCGAAGAUGCAGCGGAGGAGAGGCGCGCCAGGUAUGGUCAAGAAGGCUGCAAAUAUCUUUUCGAGAUCGAUGCUGGAAUCAAUGACAUGGGCCGGAUGAUCGAAGGACAGCCUCCCUUCGUAAUCGACGCCACAAAUUAUGGAAAUAUUUCGCGCUACAUCAACCACAGCUGUGCGCCGAAUCUCGUGAACCAUCAGGUUCUUGUGGAGAGCAUGGACAGCCACCUCGCGCACAUCGGUUUCUACGCCAGCCGGGAUAUAUCGCCAUGGGAGGAAUUGACGUAUGAUUUCCGGUACAAGCGAUUACCCGGCGAAGGAUGGCCGUGCUUAUGCGGCGCCACGAAUUGCCGGGGAAGGCUCUGUUAGUUAUCUGUGGCUAAUGUAGAAAGGAGAGCCCUUUGGUUCGUUUGCUACAUUCUUACCAUCACCAUUUCUAUACAUACAUAUAUAUAUAUAUAUAUAUAU